This is a messenger RNA of Erigeron canadensis, 3029 nucleotides long. Its product is annotated as putative late blight resistance protein homolog R1B-16. The record is from RefSeq and is a predicted model, not a curated record. Gene Ontology annotation, biological process: defense response to other organism. Gene Ontology annotation, molecular function: ADP binding. NCBI's taxonomy places the organism in Eukaryota, Viridiplantae, Streptophyta, Magnoliopsida, Asterales, Asteraceae. The coding region runs from base 51 to 2504 and encodes 817 amino acids. The transcript has 3 exons.
AUUAUACUAUAUAUACAAAUUGUUGAAGAAUCUCAAGAGAUUAACUAACUAUGGCUGAUGCUCUUACUCUUCUAUUGAAGGAAUUUGUUGACGCCUUUAAGAGAUAUUGUCUGUUACCUGACACAAAAUACAGGGAAUUAAUGAUUCAUUCAUCUACGGCUCUCCGUAAUCAUCUACUAACCAUGAUGCGAUUGUAUAAUAAAGAUAUGGUUUUAUUAUGCGGGUUAAAGAGAGCAACAGAUCGGGUGAAUAGGAUCUUUUUGGAAGAUUUCUUUCCAAGUAGAAAACAGCGUGGAGAAAAAUUUAUUGAUGAGCUUAUAGAUACUAUUGAAAAUCUAUAUAAAUUAAAAGAUAAUAGUAGCUCAAAUAUCGAGGGAGAAGAAGAUGUUGUAGGAUUUGAUGAAGAAGUGGUAACACUACUUGAUCAACUUACAGCUACUUCUAUUAAGCAAUUCCAGGUUAUUUCGAUUGCAGGAAUGGCUGGGCUUGGUAAGACCACACUGGCUAGAAAACUAUUCAACGAUCCUUUAGUAGAGUAUUUUUUUGAUAUUCGUGCUUGGACUCGUGUGUCUCAAGUUUAUCUUGUUAAAGAUUUGUUACUUGGUAUACUAAGCUCUUCUAACCGAGACGUUACUGAUGAGAUUUACCAAAUGAGCGACGUACAGUUGGGGGAAAAGCUAUAUAGACUACUAAAGGGUCGUAAGUAUUUGGUGGUCUUGGAUGAUAUUUGGGAUUCUAAGGUCUGGAAUGAUAUCAAAAUGUAUUUUCCAGAUGACAAAACUGGAAGCAGAGUCUUGUUUACCAGUCGUGACGUAGACGUCGGUUCACAUGUACAGGCAGCAAGACCUACUCAUGUUUUGCGUUUCCGUAAUGAAGUUGAAAGUUGGGAUUUGUUUAUGAAAAAGACCUUUGGGACCGGGAUAUGUCCUUUUUCGCUGGAAGCUUUUGGGAGGGUAAUCACAAGAAAAUGUGAAGGUUUGCCGCUUGCAAUUGUUAUAGUCUCGGGUCUUUUAAAAAAUAAAUUGUCAAAUAAGUGGUGGGGGCAAAUUGCUGAAAAGCUAAGCUUGUUUAUGGUGAGUAAUGCAAGCCAAUAUAUGCACUCGUUGGCUUUGAGCUACAACGAUUUGCCGCCUCACUUAAAACAAUGUUUUCUUUUUUUUGGAUCAUUUCCCGAGGACUAUGAAGUACCGGUGACGAAGCUGAUUUGGCUAUGGAUUGCUCAAGGAUUCAUAAAUCAAAGUGGAAGCAAAACCUUGGAGGACGUUGCAGAGGAUUGCUUGAUGGCCUUAAUCAAUCGAGGUUUGCUGUUGACAUCCAAAAAGAGGGCUGAUGGCAGAAUCAAAGCAUGCUGCAUCCAUGACUUGUUGCGAGAUGUAUGCUUGAGAAAAGCCGAGGAAGAGAAAUUUUCUUUACUAAGUUACAACUAUGCUCUUGUUCCAGCAUCCUCUACUACUAUCCACUCAGGUUUGUGCUAUCCACACGAGUUGGGUAAUAUCCUUCUGAAAGCUAGACUAAUAGGCAGACCAAUUCAUUAUGAAUACAAAACGGUUAGGGUUCUUGACAUGGAGUAUGUCCCUAUGUCAGUGUUUCAUUCUGAUGUAUUACACCUUAGUGAUCUAAGAUACUUGGCCAUUCAAGCUUAUGAUGGAAGUCCCCCUGCAUCAAUAUCCAACCUUGUCAACUUACAAACACUGAUAAUAUCGUCACAGAAGAAUAUUGUCCUACCAAAAACCAUAUGGAAUAUGGUAAAUUUGAGGCACCUAUAUACUAAAUCUGGGGAAAACCUUAUCGAGCAGCCUAACUUUGUACAAGUAGCGGGGAAUGAUGGUUCUCCGAAUUUGUUACCUAGCCUCCAAACAUUAUCCCAAGUGAGUCCUCGAUCAUGCCAGGAUGUAUCAUCAAGAGCUCCCAAUAUCAGGAAGCUUGGGUUUUGUGGAUCUUUAAUAUCAAGUCUAGGUGACCUGGAAUUUCCAAAUGUAAACUCCUUGCAACAUCUCCAAAAAUUGAAGCUAUUAAACACAAUUCCAUACCCUGAAGCAACAAGAUUAUGCAAUCUUGAGAUGUUUUCUAAGAAUUUAAGGAAACUGACGUUGUCAAAUACAAAAGUGGAUUGGGAAGAGAUUUGGACUUUCUCCAGGCUUCCCAACCUUGAGAUUCUAAAAUUAAAACUUCAUGCAUGCACGGGAGAAAUUUGGGAGACAGGGGAUGAAGAAUUUUCACAGCUCAAAGUGUUGAAAAUGCAUUAUUUGGACAUAAAGUGCUGGAUUAGUUCCAGGGAUAACUUCCCACGACUGCAAAGGUUAGUGGUUCAUCGUUGCUCAAAGCUCAAACGUAUCCCACUUGAUCUAGGGAGUAUUUUAACUCUGGAGGUGAUUGAGGUACGUGGAUGUAGCACUUCUGCACAUAACUCUGCAAUAGAAAUCCAGAAGGAGCAAGAGAAUGAAGGAAACUCUUUCUUGAAAGUCCACGCAAAGCCAGAGUUAGAAAUCCAGAAUGAGCAGUAGUGGCCUUCCAUUUCACACCUUUCACCUUUGCUGUAAGAAAUGUCAUAUCAACUGUGAUGUCAUUAAUGCUAUAACUGUUGGAAGUCUGGUUGGUUACUGACGAAGAAAGGAAAGGGAUGAAAUAAAGAAGCGACCACUGCAAUCUUGGACUGUGAAAGGUUGUUAAAGACUGAUUGACCUAUGUUAUUUUGAUUCUAAUGGAUUCUUUCACGUUGUUCAUCGCUUAUCGGGUGGCAAAUGGCAGAGGUGGUAGGCUAGGGUGCGUGUGACAGCAACAAGAGUAAGCAGGCUUAGUGAUGAAUGGUGUUAGUAAAGUGGUGUGGACUGGUCGCGUGGUUAAAUGGAUCGACCAAGGUAGAUCAAUUUGACCAAGGUAGGUCAAUUGAUACUGCCUAAAUAAAUGGUUUAUGUGCAGAUUUAUUAAAUUUGGACCAGGGUGAAAAAUAACUGUAGCCUAUUUCUUCCUGUUAACAUUCGAUAAUUUCAUCAUGAAGUAUAAACUCACAAUCAAGCAUGUCAGGUAAA